Penicillium manginii is the source of this 1941-nucleotide messenger RNA. RefSeq lists its product as uncharacterized. The transcript has 3 exons. Bases 1 to 1941 code for a protein of 646 amino acids. The record is from RefSeq and is a predicted model, not a curated record. Gene Ontology annotation, molecular function: copper ion binding; oxidoreductase activity. NCBI's taxonomy places the organism in Eukaryota, Fungi, Ascomycota, Eurotiomycetes, Eurotiales, Aspergillaceae.
AUGAAGCCCCUUAUUCCUCUUCUACUCAGCCUACUGACAGCUGGAAGCCCUUGCGGUUGUGUCAAAGACUCUCCGUUACCUUCAUCAUCACCAUCACCAGACAGGACCGUGACAGAAAGACCAAGCCAAAUAAACAGAUUUGAGAAUAACUGCCAAGGGAACGGUGUCAACAACCGACAAGAGUGGUGCGGUUUCGAUAUAAACACAGAUUAUACGACCAUCACACCAGACACCGGCGUCACCCGUGAAUUCUGGCUCGAGCUCGAUCAAUUAUAUCUGGCACCGGAUGGCAGGGCAAGAUGGACUCUAGCAAUAAACGGUACGAUUCCGGGCCCGACUCUCGAGGUCAACUGGGGCGACACGGUUGUCGUUCACCUUUUGAAUAAGCUACCCAGUACUGUCCGCAACGGAACUAGUAUGCACUUCCAUGGUAUCCGACAACACUAUACAAAUCCGAGCGAUGGUGUUGUCUCAAUUACUCAGUGUCCAAUCAGACCAGGGGAGAGAAUGACAUACCGCUGGCGAGCGACCCAGUAUGGAACAACAUGGUAUCAUUCGCACAUCGGAUUGCAAACAUGGGAAGGGGCCUUUGGUGGUAUCAUUAUCCAUGGACCCGCGAGCGCAAAUUAUGACGAUGAUAAAGGCACGAUUUUUCUAAAUGACUGGGAUACAAGAACUGUCGAUGAACUAUGGGAAUAUGCACAGAAAUCUGGGCCACCUACGGUCGACAAUGGUUUGAUCAAUGGGAUGAAUGUUUUUGGAGAAGACGGCGAUCCAGCUCAAAGCGGAAAGCGGUUUACCAUGAGCUUUAUCCCAGGGAGGUCAUAUCGAUUGCGAAUUGGAAACGCAGCUUGCGAUACUCAUUUCAAGUUCAGUAUUGAUCACCAUACCCUCACAGUGAUUGCUGCAGACCUUGUUCCAAUUCGACCAUAUAAGACGACGGUCCUGGACAUCGCGGUAGGCCAACGCUACGAUAUCAUCGUCCACGCAAACCAAAAUCCUACCGACUUAUCCUCGACCUUUUGGCUUCGCGCAAUCCCCCAAACAAGCUGCUCGAAAAACAGCAACGCCGCCAACAUUCGCGGCAUAAUAACCUACGCAACCUCAGACAGCUGUACCGACGAAGACGCCACGCAUAUAACACCAAUAAUAACAGCAGACCUCACCCUCCCCGAAAAAAUAACCUACAACAAAUCCCUCCCGGUGGGAAUAACCCUCGACUCAAACCAACACUACCGCUGGACUCUGAACGGCACGUCCAUGCAACUAGACUGGGCAAACCCCACCCUCCAAUCGCUCUCAACCCAGGCCCCAGACCACGACUCCACAAACACGAAUACAAGCUCAAAUGCAGUGAUCGACCUACCCGACCCCGACGCCUGGGCCAUAAUAAUAAUUGAAACAACCCUAGCCGCACCGCACCCGGUGCAUUUGCACGGGCACGACUUUCUCAUCGUCGCGCAGGGCCAAGGCCCGUAUCGGUAUCGGUACCGGCCCCCUGCAGAUGUAGACUUUAGGUCGACCCCAGCCCGAGCCCGGGCCCGGGACCAGGAGCUGGGGCUCGAUGCAGCCUCGACGAAAACCCAAACCCAAGCCGAAACCCAAGCCCAAACCCAAAGCCCCAAUGUGCGUGCUGGUGAUGGUGAGGCUAUUACGUUUUUAUCGGGAUCCCUCCCCAAACGCGAUACGGCACUUCUGCCUGCGUCGGGUCAUUUAGUUAUUGCGUUUAAGACGGAUAAUCCUGGCGCGUGGCUGUUGCAUUGUCAUAUUGGGUGGCAUCUUGAGCAGGGGUUUGGGGUGCAGUUUGUUGAGCGUGAGGAUGAGGUGCGGAGGUUGUUUGGUGGGGAGUGGAGAGAAUUGGGAAAGUCGAUGGGGGAAAGGUGCUCGCGGUGGAAAGGUUACUGGGGAGAGUACGGGGAUGAAAAUGGAUCGGGCGUGUAG